AUGAUUAGCGAAGCCGAAGAAUCUUACGUGCUGUCGUGGUAUAAUCAAUUUAUUGGUUAUUCUUCAAGCUCUGGUACCAACGCAAGUAAUAUAGCAGGCCAGAUGGAUUCGUCUUUCCAACUAGAAGCUGUACAACCAGCAUCUCCGGGGACUAGGAAUACAAAUAAAACAGCGAAACAGAAGGAUUCGUCUUUCCAACUAGAAGCUGUACAACCAGCAUCUCCGGGGACUAGGAAUACAAAUAAAACAGCGGGACAGAAGGAUUCGUCUUUCCAACUAGAAGCUGUACAACCAGCAUCUCCGGGGACUAGGAAUACAAAUAAAACAGCGGGACAGAAGGAUUCGUCUUUCCAACUAGAAGCUAUACAACCAGCAUCUCCGGGGACUAGGAAUACAAAUAAAACAGCGGGACAGAAGGAUUCGUCUUUCCAACUGGAAUCUGUACAACCAGCAUCUCCGGGGACUAGGAAUACAAAUAAAACAGCGGGCCAGAUGGAUUCGUCUUUCCAACUGGAAGUUGAACAACCAGCAUCUCCGGGAACACAACAUUCAGACCUACAAACGAAAAAAUACUUCAAACAAAGUAGGAACGGAGCCUAA
This is a messenger RNA of Parnassius apollo (apollo), 600 nucleotides long. The record is from the annotation of a GenBank genome assembly. Lineage: Eukaryota; Metazoa; Arthropoda; Insecta; Lepidoptera; Papilionidae.